AUGGAGGAUUACGCGCCGAGUCGAUAUAAAAUGCUGGAUAAAAUUGGCGAAGGAGUCCACGGUUGUGUGUUCAAGGCCAUCGAUUUGCAGCGCAAUGUCGAGGUGGCCAUCAAAAAGGUGGCCUUAAAGAACAAAUUUGGCAACAUUUCAUUGAAUACGCUGCGUGAGAUUAAGACUUUGCAACUCUGCAACUCGGAAUAUAUCUUAAACAUCAUAGAAAUAUAUCCCGAUCUUACGGGUCUCUCGCUGGUGCUGGAAUACAUGCCGGACACUUUGUAUGGCCGUCUCAAGAACGAAUUGAAUCCGCUGAGUCGACAGCAGGUGCGCAAGUAUUCGCUGAUGAUGUUUAAGGGAAUGGCUUAUCUGCAUGAGGCUGGCAUUAUGCACAGAGAUAUUAAGCCUGCCAAUUUGCUUAUAAGUGAAAAGGAUAUCCUCAAAAUUGCUGACUUUGGCUUAGCCCGUCUGCAUUUUCCUGAAGAGGAGGCACGUUUGUACUCUCCACAGGUUUCCACGCGUUGGUAUCGUGCACCCGAAAUCCUUUGGGGCAGUCAGAAAUACGGACCUGCCGUCGAUCUGUGGGCAUGUGGGAAUGUCGUGGCGGAAAUGCUCCGAGGUGUGCCGCUCUUUGCAGGGACCACGGAUAUCGAGCAAUUGGCCAUUAUAAUACGCACGCUGGGAAGUCCUCGUUUAAAUGAAUGGCCAGAGCUAACAUCCUUGCCGGACUAUAGUAAAAUAAGAUUCCCGAAUUCGGUUGGUAUACAUUGGGAUAAUUUGUUUCCCAGUUGCACGCAUGCUGUUGAAAUCGAUCUAGUCUCAAAUCUAGUCGUCUAUAAUCCCAAGAAUAGACUUAAGGCCACUGAGGCCGUCGGUCAUAGUUAUUUCAAUUAA
Molecule: messenger RNA, 888 nt
Organism: Drosophila albomicans
Lineage: Eukaryota; Metazoa; Arthropoda; Insecta; Diptera; Drosophilidae
Product: cyclin-dependent kinase 20
Exons: 4
Coding region: 1-888 (295 amino acids)
Biological process (GO): protein phosphorylation
Cellular component (GO): nucleus
Molecular function (GO): ATP binding; cyclin-dependent protein serine/threonine kinase activity
Source: RefSeq, a predicted model, not a curated record